GGUCACACAGUGCUCCACCGAAUCCAUAGCUCGCUACACACUAGGCCACUAGGUAGAGCAGCGCCGGAUCGUCCUUCCAUCCCUUCCUCGGCUGCGACCAUCUUUUCCUACUUUCGUAGUAUCGCUUCGAGGGACCCCGAGAGCCCCGCGCACCCUCGGCGCAGUUAUCAAAGGCGCAGUUAUCUUCGUCUUUUCGCGCCGGCUACGAGGGGACACGACACCCGAGACCCGCACACUCUCGCGACACGUAAACACAGCCAACAACAACAACAACAACAAUAACAACCGCGCACCGGCCGACGCGACGCACGCGUACAAACGGCCGCCGCUCACGGAACAAUCUCGCUCUUUUUUUCUUACGCGGACACACGGUUACACGGGCGGCGUGCGAUCUCGAUCAUCCGCGGUGAUCGGAUCCUCUAUCUCCAGCCGAAGAAUCGUCCAGUGCAGGAGAAGAUCCGAAGAGGAACGGAUCCACAUCCAGUGAGUGUCAGUGUCAGGAUACAGGCCGAUGAACCGGCCGAUCUUUUAGUGCGCGCACAGUGCGUAACCGAAGUGUUUACCCGGCAUUCCCCACCGGACAGUGAAACCGUGGCCCCGGCACGUGUGCGCCAAGAAGACGGGGUCCUAAGGGCCGCGUGAUCGCGAUCCGACGGCCGGCGGCCUACCGUCACCACCGGCAAAAGCGAGAGUUCCUCCGAAAGCGCGGCGGAAAGUUCCGUCGCGAGGAUCGAGGCGUCGCGAUCCAGCCGGUAUUGUUCCCCCCUCCCUCCCCCGCGACAUUGUGACCGGCGGCCCCGUUUUUCGUUCCCAGUGAUCAACCUGUGCACGGAGAAACCACGCGUGUGUUCGCCGCGAGUUCUGUGCUUCGAGUGGUUCGAGUGAAGCGACGGGUCCGAGAGGCGCCGGUCGAGACGGACAGCUUCGUCGGUAGCUUCGUCGGAGGCUUCCGCACUUGUUGCGAGGCGGCGAUCGUCGGAGACACGGUUCACCGGGAAUAGGAACCCGGCGGCCCUCGACAACACCGUCGGGAACGGGCGUCGACGUUGCGCCGUUACGAACCGGCGAAUUAAAGCCGAUCAUCGGCACACGGUGUCGAGAGCAGAGAGGGUCGAGAGCGACGAUAUCGACGCAUAGGAGAGCGAGCGAGCGAGCUUUCCUGGGGGGGAGAGGGCGACCGGUGCAGCCGGGCGGCAAAGAGAAAGUAGUCGGGCCGAAGGUAGUGCGAGCCACGUGAAACUGCUCGCUAUUUUGCCAGCCAGUGCCGCUUGUAGACGCUCGAAACCCCUUGGUUUCCCGCGCACAGCACGAGCCCCGCACACACAACCACCCCGACCAACCAACCGACGAGUCUACCCACCGCCACCAGCCCCUACACACAACAACCCAACGAAGCAUCCCCCACUCUGAAUCGCACAACAGCCUGAGCGGAAGUGCUAGUCAGUCGGCGAGCGACCUUCCAACAUUACGGGUUAGGUUCCCUCUUUUUCCACCCGUUGUAUCGUCGUCGGCCUCGUUUACAGAACCGGUGGGCGAGCGAACGAGAGCAAUACAGAGGCAGAACGCGACAGAAGGAGAGCUAGAAAGAUCUAGAAAGAGAGAGAGAGAGACAUUUAGAGAAAGCGAGAGAGAGAGGAAGAGAAGAGAGCUGCAGCGGCAGAUCGAGCCGAAGAGAACGAGUCCACGACCGGUUCGCUCGCGCGAGUCCCGCGAUCGCUCUAGCUGGUUUCGCGAUGACGCUCGCCAGGAUCUGAGAGACGCGGCCUACACGUAAACAGAGCGAGCGCAGGCUGCAGACAGUCUGGAAUGACAGGAACGCGUGCAUGCUCCUUCUGACAGUUCGUGAUAAGCAGCAUCCCCUUUGCCGAGUGUGUUCACCCGUGCGGAUUUGUUACGUUUUCUAUGGUUCGACGCACGUGCGACGCGUGGACACGGUGUUCCUAGUUACGGCGGACUCGAAAGCGACAGAGUUUCGCCAGGAAGAGAACCGCGCGACAGAGUGCGCGAGAGGAUAUCGUGUUGCCUAGUUGGUCUCUUAGCCUAGCCGUGACGGUGUUGAAUCCGCGAAUGUAAAUCAGCGGGAGCCUGAGCGGCGAGUGGGCCGAUCAAUUGUGUACUUGUUGAACGGAGAGAAAGAGAGAGAGAGAGAGAGAAAGAGAGAGAGAGAGGCUGGCGUCGCGACUUCGAUACACCGGCUCCCGGUGCGACCCGAUUCGCCGAGGAAGCCGAGUAGGCUGAUCUUGCUCGCUCCGAAGACAACGUGCUCGAAUGCUGCCGGUGCCGCGACGUUUCACGGGAGGAACACGAUUGUAAACUCGCGCCGGUUGUAUCGGCAGCCCGAGGGAUCGACGUACGCGGCGACUCAAGCGACUCGACCACGUGGUUAUGAGUGUGCAUCGACCUCGUCGGGAUUCACCGGUACACAUCAGCGGAGACACGAGCGCGGCGGUCCUCUCCUGCGUCGAGGAAUCAUCGCGGCCUUUUGGACUCUAACGAAGACUGGAUCGGCGGUGAUCGGCAGUCGCUUUUGGAUCCUCGAUCCCCUUGCUCGAGUUCUCUCUCGAGGUGCGUGCGUGCGUGCGUGCGUGCGUGCGUGACUGCGUGACUGCGCGCGUGUUUACCUGCGUUCCGUUCGCGUUCGUUCGUUGACUUUGUGCUGUUCGACUUCGGCGACCCUGUCGUUGGGCAAUAGGACGCUGCGAGGAGGUCUCGCCGGUCGAAGUGAAGGAACUGGAGAGAGAGAGAGAGAGGGUGUACGACGGUGCGAGCGUCUCGAGAUCGUUCGCGGUGAUCGAGGCCACCAGGAACACGGGGUUCGUUGCGACCCGGAGCGCCGCAAAGUAGCAAGAUCCCGCCCGCAGGAGAGCGCGAGCUGAAAGAGGCCCAGGUGGAGGUGGUACAGUCCGGGUCAACAAUCGGCAUCGGCGGGUUGUAUCAGAGGCCCCGAUUAGGAGGGUGGGUGCAGUGGUGCCGUGGUUGCAGGAGGGCCAGCGAGGUUGGGGUGGCCUCGUCCACAGGCGCCUUGGCACCGAGUGCACCGGGCCCCGGGGCUGCGGUGGUGGGCUGCCUGGUUGGGGUGUACCCGUGUUCUCCCUCCUCCACGGGGCCCAGGGGCCCCCUAACUCAUCACCCCCAGGCAAUCCCGAGCCAGCAACAACAACCGAUCGGUUGCCGUGCCUGUUGCUGCGUGCAUAGCAACCACCAGCCAGCUUCGGUCCAGCUUACCAGUCAGCGGGGCGGCCUAUCACUGAGGGUAGCGAGGGUGGCGUCCACCACCUCCGUCCGAGCCGCCCCCUACGCCCACCCCCAGCACCAGGAGCUGGGGCAGGAGUGCAGGUGUAGGGAGGAGACGGGGGCAUUGGGUGGAGGUGGUGCGCACAUCCUCGGCAGCCCGAUGCUGUUCGUCCCGUUCACGGUGCCCACCUUCCCCGCGACGCAUCAUCAGACGACCCAUCCUGCGCAUCAGACGCAUCAUCAACAGCUGCAGCCCACUAGCCAGAACCCGGUUCAGCAGCCGCAACAACUCACCCAGCUCAAUCAGCUGAGCCAUCUGAAUCACCAAGGCAUUGUGCCGGCGACGACCACCCAGCCGACGAUACAUAGCACCAGCUGUUCGCCGCAGCAACAAGCAACCACACCGAACAAGGAGAUGAAAGUUAACUGGGCGACCUCUCCGGGAAACCAACCAAAACAAGACACUAGCAAACACUACCACAUAUUUGUAGGAGAUCUAAGCCCGGAGAUCGAGACACAGACCUUGAGGGAAGCCUUCGCUCCCUUCGGCGAAAUCUCGGAUUGUAGAGUCGUCAGAGAUCCACAAACGCUCAAAUCCAAAGGAUAUGGGUUUGUUUCUUUUGUCAAAAAAGUGGAAGCGGAAAGUGCCAUCGGUGCCAUGAACGGACAAUGGCUCGGUAGCAGAAGCAUUCGAACGAAUUGGGCGACCCGCAAACCCCCUGCGCCAAAAUCUGAAGCGAAUGCAAAGCCACUGACUUUCGACGAGGUGUACAAUCAAAGUAGUCCAACAAAUUGCACAGUGUACUGCGGUGGGCUAACCAAUGGUCUAACAGAAGAACUGAUGCAAAAGACCUUCUCACCUUUUGGAUCCAUCCAGGAGAUACGUGUAUUUAAAGACAAGGGUUAUGCUUUCAUCAGGUUUUCUACCAAAGAAUCGGCGACACACGCUAUCGUGGCCGUGCACAACACCGACAUCAACGGUCAGACGGUGAAAUGCAGUUGGGGCAAAGAGAGCGGAGACCCGAACAAUGCUCAACAAACUGGACAGGCGUUAUCGUCGGCGACGUACCCAUACUACGCGGCGGCAGCAGCUGCCGCCGCGGCGGCGGCGGGCGUCGCGGGUGUCGGAGGCGUCGGUGGCGUCGGGGGUACCGGACAGCUCGGAUACUGGUAUCCGCCCCAAUCUUACCCCACGACAGCGACGCAGAUGCAGGCGGGUGGUUUCCUGCAGGGAAUGCAGGGAUACACUUACGGACAGUUCGCCGGCUAUCAACAGGCGCAAUACAUGGGAAUGGGAAUGGGUGUCCACGCUGCUGGCACGGCAGCAGGUUGGGGCCAGGGAUUACCUGGGGGACCACAGUUACCACCACACCACGCCACGACGGUCACGGCACCCCCAGGGGUGCAAGCCGCACCCCCACCACCACCACCACCGGCACAAAUGAUGGCCUACCCGAUGCAACAGUUCCAGGCACAGUGAUCGCUACACCUAUCAUCGCACGGCCUGGCUUAUCCUUACUUUCGAAUAUCUCUUUACAUCAAGAAAACUGCAUCUACAACCUGGCUCAACCUCGAAUUGAAGCAGCGAAUAGUCGUUGGAGAACGUGUUUCUAAAAUGGGUACCGUCGUGCCGUGCGCGAGCACGCAAGAAGACAAAACGCCGGGGACGAACGGGGGAAGAACGAGCGGGAGUACCGUAUCGAUCGUAUCGAUCCUCCCGUCGAUCGUUUCGCUGUCGAUCGAACGCCAUCGUAAAUGAAACCGUUCCGAACACGGACAAAAAAAAAAGAAAACGGAUCGGACCCGAUCGAGCCGCACACGAUCGAACAGAAUCUUCCAAAAAAAAAGAAAAAAAAAUAAGAACCCGAGCACCGUCGAGAUAGAUCCGCGUGCGUUUUCUUUCCUUUCUUUGUUUCACUUUUUUAAACUUUCUGUUCCUUUCUUCAUUCCGCCGUGACUAUUGAUCGUCGACCAGCGAGAUAUCGUAUUCACACUUUUCACAACUUCCGAGAACAAUUGAGGUUGAGUCACGGUAAAGGUAGAUUCAGAUCGAUUAGUCCUCGUGUAUAGAGUGUGAAGAAAUGGAGCGAGAAGCGAGAGAGAGCAUGAGAGGGAGCGAGUGAGCAAGAGAGCGAGGUGGCUUUGCGAUAAAAGUGAGAGAGAGAGAGAGAGAAAGCGAGAGAGAGAAAGAGAGAGAGUGUGUGUGUGCGCGUGUAAGAGUAAGAGUGCGCGCGUGAGCGGCGAGAGAAUGGUGGAGAGAAAGAGAUGUUCAGAAUAUUUCUAUUAUUUUCUUAAAAUUCGGACCAAGACUUAACCAGCGUUUGUGUGUUCAAAUGGUAAAGUGUGUUCUUGGUUGCGGUCCAGCUAGCGGAUGAGGACUGGCUGACGCCUAG
Molecule: messenger RNA, 5627 nt
Organism: Megalopta genalis
Lineage: Eukaryota; Metazoa; Arthropoda; Insecta; Hymenoptera; Halictidae
Source: RefSeq, a predicted model, not a curated record